GCCUCGGACUCUUUGAAAGAUCUGUAGCACAGUACGAGGAAGAGAUCGAUCCGUCAUCUCAGACUGCUGGAUAUCACCUGGAAGUCACACAGAAUAGAUCAGCUGGUUCUCACUGACCAGCAGCUCAGGAAUCAGGAGAGGAACUGUAGUCUGGACCAGGAGGAACCAGAACCUUCCCAAAUGAAGGAGGAACCAGAACCUCCAGAAAUUAAAGAGGACCCAGAGGAAACUGAACUUUCAAUGAUGAAAGAGGAAUAUGAGGAACCAGAACCCCCACAGAUUAAAGAGGAACAGGAGGAACCAGAGCCUCCACACAUUAAAGAGGAACAAGAUGAAUCAGAAACUCCACAGAUUAAAGAGGAACCAGAACCUGCACAGAUUAAAGAGGAACAGAAGGAACCAGGACCUCAAAAAAUGGAAGAGGAACAGGAGGAGCCAGAAUCUCCACAGAUUAAAGGGGAACCAGAACUUCCACAGGUUAAAGAGGAAGAGGAGGAACUCUGCAGCACUCAGUGGGAAGAACAUCUUGUACUGAAGCAGGAGACUGAUUCCUUCAUGGAGACUCCUACUGAUGAGGAAAGUGAACCAGAACCAAACAGAGAUGCAGAACUGAAUCUAAAGAAGAGACGUCACGGAGACACAAGUCACAGUAAUAUUGUUGACAACUCUCCCAUGUCAGGGAGUCGGUGUGAUACUGACACAGGUAAAAAGUCUUUGACAUGUGACGUCUGUGGAAAAACCUUUAAAAGCAAGUUUCUAGUGAAUAGACAUUACAGAACUCACACAGGGGAGAAACCGUACUUUUGCGAAUUCUGCGGUAAAACCUUCAAUCAAAGUAGCAAUUUAACAAUCCACAUAAGAACUCACACGGGGGAGAAGCCAUACCUCUGUAACGUGUGUGGGAAACGAUUUAGUGCCUUCUCAUCACUGACAAAGCACACAGCAGUCCACACAGGUGAGAAACUGUACUGUUGCACAACAUGUGGGAAGCAAUUCAAUCUGAGCGAGAACCUGACUUCUCACAUGAGGACUCACACGGACGUGAGGCCGUAUGCUUGUAAAUCUUGUGGGAAAAGAUUUCAAGACUUAUUAACACUUAAUAGGCAUACUGCUAUUCACACAACUGAGAAGCCUCACACCUGUAGCACUUGCGGGAAAAGAUUCCUUUGUUUAUCAAUGUUAAAACGUCACAUGAUAACUCACACCGGCGAGAAGCCGUAUUCUUGCAAAAUAUGUGGCAAAGGUUUUGGUCAAAGUAUUAAUUUUAUUUCACAUAUGCGGAUCCACACAGGCGAGAAGCCAUAUUGCUGUGAAACGUGUGGAAAACGAUUCAGUCGGAGUAAUAAUUUAACUCCGCACAUGAGGACGCACACCGGCGAGAAGCCAUUUACUUGUGAAACAUGUGGUAAAACUUUCACUCAACUAAAUCAUCUGACCCGGCACCUGAGGACUCACAAAAGUGAGACGUCCACGUCCUGAAAAAUCCGUGGGAAAAAAAAUACUCUUGGAGACUGAGCUUGGAAAGAAAUGUCAGAACAGCUCAGGUUGUUAAACAGAUGGAAGGAGACAUCUCCUUCUGCCUUGGAUGACCAUCUAACUGACUCUUGAGUUUACAGCAGGAUUUGGAGAGGACCACUUUAAGACCACUUUAGUUUGUGAAGCUAAAAGUUGUACAGGAGCCGCAGGACAAGGACAAGGAGAAGGGAACUGAAAGAACUUGGCUAACAAAACAACUCUUCCAGAGACUGUAGUUAUCAUGUAUAAAAACUGGCAAUGUAUCAGUGACUUUACUGCUUGUCAAACUGUGUAAGGUUGGUUUCUGGAAUCUGGUUUUGACCAGUGUCGGGCUGCACAUUCAAUUUGAAGUGGGCUUCAAAUGGGUUGCCCUGCGUGCAGUACUCUGGAUGAUUUAUGAAAUACUCUUUGGUGUAUUGUUGGAUGUCCGUGGCACAAACCAGGAAGAGUUACUCACAGAUUUAUUUCAUGAGUCGAUUUUAUAGUUGUUUCAAAGACACAAGGAUGCCACAACUGUAAACACAAGAGAAACCGUAUUCUUGCAAAGAAAAAAAACAAAAAAAAAAACAUCCGCUUUUGUAAUCAUGCAGAGAAAAGGAGACAGAGAGUGAGACGUGUCCUGAUUUUAUGCAGGAAAUAUGAAGAAGAGACGUGGUUGGAGUUCUCAGAGAAGAGGAUGGGGGUUGACAUAAAUCAUGUUUAUAUGUUUGUGUUAAUAUUUUCUUGUUAAACUGGAUGUUUCAUUGUUACACCUGCGUCCGCUGCCACUAAUGCCCCUGUUUGUAUUCUCAUGCCUGUCUCUAAGCAUCCAUGAACAAUAUGUGGAUAUUAUUUUGAUUAUUUUAAUCCCGUCCUGCAGGUUGACAGAAGGCAUUUGAAAUGUGGCAUUGAAUGUGUGCAACUUUAGUACUGGAUUUUCUGUAGUUUGAAACGAACAGUGUUUAUAUUAAUUUAAUAACUGUCCAAAUAAACAUAAAUAAGUCAU
Molecule: messenger RNA, 2500 nt
Organism: Mugil cephalus (flathead mullet)
Lineage: Eukaryota; Metazoa; Chordata; Actinopteri; Mugiliformes; Mugilidae
Product: zinc finger protein 391-like
Exons: 2
Coding region: 181-1479 (432 amino acids)
Biological process (GO): regulation of transcription by RNA polymerase II
Molecular function (GO): DNA-binding transcription factor activity; RNA polymerase II cis-regulatory region sequence-specific DNA binding
Source: RefSeq, a predicted model, not a curated record